Mustela lutreola (European mink) is the source of this 4978-nucleotide messenger RNA. It is a transcript of the gene HSF2, whose product is annotated as heat shock transcription factor 2. NCBI's taxonomy places the organism in Eukaryota, Metazoa, Chordata, Mammalia, Carnivora, Mustelidae. Gene Ontology annotation, molecular function: DNA-binding transcription factor activity; sequence-specific DNA binding. The record is from RefSeq and is a predicted model, not a curated record. Gene Ontology annotation, biological process: regulation of DNA-templated transcription. Bases 134 to 1453 code for a protein of 439 amino acids. The transcript has 13 exons.
AGAGCUGCUGCGCCUGCGUUGUGGGCGUUCUCCCGGAGCAGCAGCUGCCGCCGCCGCCGUCGCCACUACCGCCGCCGCUACUGCUGCCGCCGUGUUCGGGUGUAGAAUUUGGAAUCCCUGCGUCUCGUUAACAAUGAAGCAGAGUUCGAACGUGCCGGCUUUCCUCAGCAAGCUGUGGACGCUUGUGGAGGAAACCCACACCAACGAGUUCAUCACCUGGAGCCAGAAUGGCCAGAGUUUUCUGGUUUUGGAUGAACAAAGAUUUGCAAAAGAAAUUCUUCCCAAAUAUUUCAAGCACAAUAAUAUGGCAAGCUUUGUGAGGCAACUGAAUAUGUAUGGUUUCCGUAAGGUUGUGCAUAUUGACUCUGGAAUUGUAAAGCAGGAACGAGAUGGUCCUGUUGAAUUUCAGCAUCCUUACUUCAAACAAGGCCAGGAUGACUUGUUGGAGAACAUUAAAAGGAAGGUUUCUUCUUCAAAACCAGAAGAAAAUAAGAUUCGUCAGGAAGAUUUAACAAAAAUUAUAAGUAGUGCUCAGAAGGUUCAAAUAAAACAAGAAACUAUUGAGUCCAGGCUUUCUGAAUUAAAAAGUGAGAAUGAGUCCCUUUGGAAGGAGGUGUCAGAAUUACGAGCAAAACAUGCACAACAGCAACAAGUUAUUCGAAAGAUUGUCCAGUUUAUUGUUACGUUGGUUCAGAAUAACCAACUUGUGAGUUUAAAACGUAAAAGGCCUCUACUUCUAAACACUAAUGGAGCCCAAAAGAAGAAUCUGUUUCAGCAUAUAGUCAAAGAACCAGCUGAUAAUCACCAUCAUAAAGUUCCACACAGUAGGACUGAAGGUUUAAAGGCAAGGGAGCGGAUUUCAGAUGACAUCAUUAUUUAUGAUGUAACUGAUGAUAAUGCAGAUGAAGAAAAUAUCCCAGUUAUUCCAGAAACUAAUGAGGAUGUUAUAGCUGAUCCUUCCAACUGUAGCCAAUACCCUGAUAUUGUCAUUGUUGAGGAUGACAAUGAAGAUGAGUAUGCACCUGUCAUUCAGAGUGGAGAUCAGAAUGAACCAGCCAGAGAAUCACUAAGUUCAGGCAGUGAUGGCACCAGUCCUCUCAUGUCUAGUGCUGUCCAGCUAAAUGGCUCAUCUAGUCUGACCACAGAAGAUCCUGUCACCAUGAUGGAUUCCAUUUUAAAUGAUAACAUCAAUCUUCUGGGAAAGGUUGAGCUGUUGGAUUAUCUUGACAGCAUUGAUUGCAGCUUAGAGGACUUCCAAGCCAUGCUGUCAGGAAGACAGUUUAGCAUAGAUCCAGAUCUCCUGGUUGAUCUUUUCACUAGUUCUGUGCAGAUGAAUCCCACAGAUUACAUCAAUAAUACAAAAUCUGAGAAUAAAGGAUUAGAAACUACCAAGAACAAUGUAGUUCAGCCAGUUUCAGAAGAGGGAAGAAAAUCUAAACCCAAAACAGCCUGAUGCAGAGGAGUAUAUGGCUUCAGAGUAUACAUUCAAGAAGGAAGAAAUUUGGCUUCCUGAAUCACUGCUUAGAAGAGAGGCACCCAUCAAUCUUGGACACCUAUUGUAGACUUCAGGUGAGUGGAGAACAAACUAUUAUGUUCUGCCUUCGGGUUUUUUUUGGGGUGGGGGGAUUGAUCUUAGUGUUCACUAAUACUCAAAUUUUGGCAAACAUUAAACAGUAAAAUUGUAUGAGAAAUAACAUUUUUAGUGGCCUGAACAGGUCUUGAUUGGGGGGAAGGAGUACUUCCCCAAUUUUUUUGUAUCUGAAGCUGAAGAUUAUCAGUGUAAGCAUCAUCAGUUUCAUUCCUUUUUGUUUUUGUAAGUGUACAACUCUUAAAAACUUUGUAAUACAAAAAAGUGUAUGAUGGAAGGAAUUUGGUAUAGCACUAUCAGUCCUUUUAACUCCUUCAUAACUAUAUGCUAGAACUAUUGUAUUUUUUAAUUAGUUACCCACUGGUGACUUAAUUAGAUCAUCUUUCAAUUUCAUCAACAGCAAAAAAACCCAGAAACUACCUGAAUUGCAAAAGUAUUCUGCCCCCAGUGUCAUUCUUUCUCACCAGUAUUUAAAAUUUUGUCUUUAUUGGGUGUUUGAGAGUUUAUCCAGUGCCUUAGUAAUGCCUUAGAUUCAGAAUGCCUAAGAGCUACAUCUUUGUUAAAUGUGGAAAGUGAUUGUUAAGAGAGGGAUGAUGCCCUGAUGUUCUUAAGGCAUCUUUUCAGGCAGAUCCAAGUUCAGGAAGGAGUAAUAAGGAAAUUGAAGAUCUGGACACUGAUCUCUAAUACCUCUUGCUUACCAGAGGAAGUCUCUGUACUGUCUGGAAAACAAGUACCACAGUAUGAAGACCAUUAAUUUCAAGAGUGCCCCCUAUCUUCAUCCUCAUUAUAACUUUCUUUCAUUUAAGGGGGGUGGUUGUAAGUAUCGGCAUCAGAAAUCACGUAGAACAGAGCUGAAUGUUCUUUGAGUGUGUUACCUUGUUUUUCAUAGGGAUGGUAUACUCAAGUGAUAAGGCUUAAAAAUGACAAUAGUCUGCAGACUGGGAAGAUGAUGAAAUGAUAUUUGUUGUGAUGAACAUGUUACAUUUAAGAAUUAGAGCCUAAUGUUCAUUUCAAGCACACAUGAAAUAUUUUUUGAGAAUUGGUUGCAUAUUAGGCCAUAAAGCAAAUCAGAAAAUUUCAUGGAAUUGGUAUCAAACAGACUAACUAUAAUACAAAUAAAUCAGACCAUUACAGUUACAAGGAGUACUGGCAUGGUAUUUUGUGGAGUGACCUUCAUUUGGGUUUACUGUUUUCCCAUGAUUAUAGGAGUUAAUGGGUUUGGGGUAGAAAGACCACAGGGGUGAAGUGCCGUUUUUACCAUUUAUCAAAGUAUCUUACUAUUUUUUUCUCUGGAGAACCCUAAUACACUUAAAAAAAAAAAAAAAGAAACAAAAAGCUCUCUUUAUCUUACAUCUUAGAACAUAGAAAAUCAAGGGUGUAAGAAUGGAGAAUCUGCCAGUAAAUGGGGAUGCUUUUAGAGCUGUUACACGGCAGUACUAAAAGUGUGCUGGGCUGGCCAAGUAGUGACAAGUUGAAAAACAUGUUAGGUCUUUUAAAAAUUGGUAAAUUGAAGCUAAUCAAAACUAAGCACUUUUGCUCUGCAAAAGACCCUGUUCAGAUGGAAGAACAAAGAUACAGACUAGGAGAAAAUAUUUGUAAACUACGUACUAUCUGAUACAGGAUGUAUAUCUAGAAUAUUUUAACUCAAAAUUCAACAAAUUGUAACAAUAAACCAUCCAAUUACAAAAUUACAAAAUUGCCAAAAGGCAUGAAUAGACAUUUUACUGAGGACCUACAGUUGGCAAAUAAGCAUAUGAAGAGAUACUCAACACCAUUAGCAAUUUGGGAAAGGCAAAUUAAAACUACAAUGAGAUAACACAAUAUUUCUAUCAGAAUGGCUAAAAUUAGUGAUACCAAAUGCGGGCAAGGAUGCAAAGAAACCGAACGGUUCAUUUAUCAAUGGUGUGAACACGUCAGAAGACGGCAGUUUCUUGUAGAACUAAUCAUUUAACCUGCCCUCAAGGAUUCUUCUAAUUACGGGUUCCAAAGAACCACUGAUCUUUAUUUUCAUCAUUGAAAGAGUAGUAUAGGGGCGCCUGGGUGGCUCAGUGGGUUAAAACCUCUGCUUUCGGCUCAGGUCAUGAUCCCAGAGUCCUGGGAUCGAGCCCCGCAUCAGGCUCUCUGCUUAAUGCGGAGUCUGCUUCCCCCCACCUCUCUCUGCCUACCUCUCUGCCUACUUGUGAUCUGUCAAAUAAAUAAAUAAAAUCUUUAAAAAUAUAUAUUACAAAUGAAAUGAUACUCUAUGUAAUCUUUUGGGAUUGGCUUUUUAAUACAGUAGCGUACUUCCUUGGAGAUCCAGUCAAGUUGUUUUGUGUACCAAGAGUUUAUUCCUCUAUUUAUUGUUUAGUAGGUUCAAGGUAUAGAUGUAGGACUGUGUGUUUAAACAUUUCAUUUAAACACAGUUGAAAGACUUUUUUGGUUUGUUUCCAGUUUGGGCUACUGCAAAUAAAGCAAUAAACAUUCCUGUAUAGGUUUUGUGUGAACAUUAAGAUUUUUCUGAGUAAAAUGCCCAAGGCUUCAUAGAUACUAUCUUGCUUAUAAUAUUGGAGAAAUCAUGCCAUUUUAAAUGAAUUACUGAAUAAAAUAUACCAAGCCUUAGUAACAUACGGAAUAGAGUACUUCAUUUCUGUUUGUUGUUGUUAAGGAACUUUUUUAUAUCCUCUUGUGUCAGAAAGCAUCCAUUUACAACUUAGGAAAAAAUGCCUUUGGACACAGGUUAAAAUUAUUCUCCAAACUAAACUGGCCCAUCUAUUAAAGGUUCUUUAGGAGAACAUGACUUGAAUUACCUGAGAUCCAAUUUCAUGGGUUAUUUACAGACGACCAAAACGGUGUAACUAUCACCUUUAAAAUAAUACAGGUUUUCAGCAAAUGCAAUGGACAGUAAACCCUGUUUCAGGUUCCUUUAUACAGAAGAGAAAAAGUAGGUCUGAGUAUAUAUAGUGACCUAAAUUUGAGUUGCUAAAGAAUUAGUACACCACACACUUUCUCUGAAUUCAUUUAUUUAGAGAUAGAACACAGCCAUUCAAAAUGAUGGAACACAAUAUCAACACACAGAAUAAAGUUGGGGAAUUAAGUUGAAUUGUUAUCUUUCAUUUACAUUAAUAAAUACCUUAAAAGAAGCAAAUAUAGAUUUUAAGAUUAUGACACUAGUUAAACAUACACAAGUAACUAAGUUUCUAAGUUAACUGUUAUACUGCUUGAUUUUCAGGUUGAAAGACUAUAAUAAACUAUAUAUUUCAAUUAAAUGGCAGCAAAUACAAAAGCAUUUUAAACAUCUUCUGAACCUAUGGUAUAGUAUACUAUAAGCAGUUUAUAUUCUAUAGCAUUCCAUCAUUCUCCUGGCCUCGGUUUAUGGGUAGAAGGCAAGCUGGACACCAGCAAAUCACAUAA